UGCACCGCUUCUCCGGCCAUGCUGAGGCCGCAUCCCACAUACAGCAACUAGAAGGAUGUGCAACUAUGACAUACAACUAUCUACUGGGGCUUUGGGGAAAAAACAGGAGGAGGAUUGGCAAUGGAUGUUAGCUCAGAGCCGGUCUUCCUCGGCAAAGAGGAGGAUUAGCACAGAUGUUAGCUCAGGGCUGAUCUUCCUCACAAAAAAAAAAAAAGAGAGAGAGAGAAGACUCAGGGGCUGGGCCAAUGAUGCAGUGGUUAAGUUCGCGUGCUCCGCUUUGGUGGCCCGGGGUUCACAGGUUCGGAUCCUGGGUGUGGACCUAUGCACUGCUCGUCAAGCCAUGCUCUGGCAGGCGUCCCACGUAAAGUAGAGGAAGAUGGGCAUGGAUGUUAGCUCAGGGCCAGUCUUCCUCAGCAAAAAGAGGAGGAUUGGCAACAGAUGUUAGCUCAGGGCUAAUCUUCCUCACAAAAAAAAAGAGAGAGAGAGAGAAGACUCAAUACCAUGCAUGGUUGUGCCCACGAGCAUUAGCUAAAACUGCCACCAAGGGACAUUCUUUGUAAAGGAUGCACAGUACCAAAGGCAAAUAAUAAAUUUUUGAAUGUGGAAAAUAGUUGCUAAUUUCUCAAUUACCAAAGAUAUAGUAUUUAUUUAUUUCAUCAUGUAAAUCAUGUAUUUGAUCAUGUGAAAAAGGAGAAGAUCAGACCACAUGAUGCCUUGGUCCUCUCCAGCUGUCACUAGACCCCUGGCCCCAAGUGGUCUCCAUGGAGGUGCCCCUGGAGGUCCGGGAUCCCAGACACCCACAGAACAGCCGCCAGCAACAGCGGAGCGUACUGUUCCGCCCGGCCUCUCACUGAAACCCACUUCAGUGGUCCGACUCACCUUGGGUUUUCUUCCUUCCACCUAUUGCCACACACACAACAGAUGCUUACAGAACUCUUUCUCCACAAAGGGCCAAUAUGUGUGCCAAGCACCACAGCAGGGGAUCACCGUCCCUGCUCUUAAGAUGCAAAUCGAUGCAAGAGCGGCAGUGGUUCUCACACAGGCAUCGGAGUCACCUGGGGAACACACUAAAACCCAGAUACCUGGGCCCCAGCCCCAGAAAUGCUGAAUCAGGGGUUGGGCCCCAGCAUCUGCCUUUUCCACAAGUCUCCAGCGAUUCCCAGGAACAGCCAGGGUUGAGGAUCACACGAAGAAUCUGGCUGUAGGGGCCAGUGCACAAAAGGGGGAAGGGAGUCCAGAGGAGGGACUCGUGCCCAGGAGACCAGUUGGGGCCUGGGAUGUCGUGACCCCCAAGAUGUUUGAGGAGCUCAAGAGCCAGCUGGACACCCUGGCCCAGGAGGUGGCCCUGCUGAAGGAGCAGCAGGCCCUGCAGACGGUCUGCCUGAAGGGCACCAAGGUGCACAUGAAGUGCUUUCUGGCCUUCACCCAGACGAAGACCUUCCACGAGGCGAGCGAGGACUGCAUCUCGCGCGGGGGCACGCUGGGCACCCCGCAGACGGGCGCGGAGAACGACGCCCUGUACGAGUACCUGCGGCAGGCCGUGGGCGCCGAGGCCGAGAUCUGGCUGGGCCUCAACGACAUGGCGGCCGAGGGCGCCUGGGUGGACAUGACCGGCGGCCACAUCGCCUACAAGAACUGGGAGACCGAGAUCACCGCGCAGCCCGACGGCGGCAAGGCCGAGAACUGCGCCGCCCUGUCCGGCGCGGCCAACGGCAAGUGGUUCGACAAGCGCUGCCGCGACCAGCUGCCCUACAUCUGCCAGUUCGCCAUCGUGUAGCCGGCGGCGGG
This is a messenger RNA of Diceros bicornis minor, 1788 nucleotides long. RefSeq names its product exosome complex component RRP42. Gene Ontology annotation, biological process: U4 snRNA 3'-end processing; U5 snRNA 3'-end processing; ossification. The record is from RefSeq and is a predicted model, not a curated record. The transcript is spliced from 3 exons. Lineage: Eukaryota; Metazoa; Chordata; Mammalia; Perissodactyla; Rhinocerotidae. The coding region runs from base 1295 to 1777 and encodes 160 amino acids. Gene Ontology annotation, cellular component: cytoplasmic exosome (RNase complex); nuclear exosome (RNase complex).